This is a messenger RNA of Ipomoea nil (Japanese morning glory), 4491 nucleotides long. RefSeq lists its product as uncharacterized. The record is from RefSeq and is a predicted model, not a curated record. Bases 1 to 4491 code for a protein of 1496 amino acids. The transcript has 3 exons. Lineage: Eukaryota; Viridiplantae; Streptophyta; Magnoliopsida; Solanales; Convolvulaceae. Gene Ontology annotation, molecular function: nucleic acid binding; catalytic activity; zinc ion binding.
AUGGCGACGAUGGCGACGAUGCUUUCAGCGCAGCGAUCAGAGGAGGAUCACGACCUCCUGGUUCGAAGCACCAAGAAGACCAAGCGUGAUGCGGGAUCAGGCCUGGCCGGUGCAAUGCCGGACUUGGUACUGGAGACACCGAUGGAGAUGAUCGAAGGGUACACAGCGCUGGUUGAGGCUCCAAGGAGACAGCCACCGCCGAUCUCGUUUAGAGAUCUUGUGGCAGGGGCGUCGCAUCCGACCUCCGAUGAGGAUGAUGAUGACCUGUUCUCUGAUGGAGAAGAUGCGGAGGAGGACGAGGAUCCUCUGUGCCCGGUUAUCCGGCUUACCAACAGAGAGAAAGAGGAGCUCCGGCGUCCGUGGCGGAAUGCGUUGAUUCUCAAAGUUUGGGGCAAACGGGUUGGAUAUUCAUAUCUGUACCGGCGGUUGAACACACUGUGGAGGCCUAAGGGCAGCAUGGACCUCGUGGCAAUUGAUAACGACUAUUUUCUGGUGAGGUUUGGUUCAAACGAUGAUCUGGAAUAUGCGAAAUUCGGAGGCCCCUGGAUGAUCCUUGAUCACUAUUUGAUCGUGAAGGAGUGGACUCCAGACUUUGAUCCGGUCACAGACAAAACGGAGAAGGUCCUGGUAUGGAUACGAUUCCCUUGUCUCCCAAUUGAAUACUACAGGACUUCUUUUUUGCAGAAAAUUAGGAGGAAGAUCGGACGACCAAUCCGCGUUGAUCAGGCCACGAGCCAGGUGUCUAGGGGAAGAUUCGCACACAUGUGUGUCGAGAUUGACCUCUCCAAGCCACUGAUUUCCAAGUUCAGGCUGAGGAGAAGAACACGCUACAUUUCCUACGAAGGAAUUCAUCUAGUUUGCUUCAACUGCGGAAUGUACGGCCAUAGUCUUGAAACAUGCCCGGACGGAAAUAAGGUGGCCGUUGUCGGUGAUGAUCCAGAACAAACCGAUAAGGCUCCUGGCGAGAAGCCACCUGGGACGACAGCGGAGACAGCUAAUCAAAGAACAUCAGUGGCGGAGGAAAAGGCGCCGUUUGGGUCGUGGAUGAUAGUGAAGAAGACGGACAGACGCCCAGGUCGAAGAUCAGGGCCUACCCGCGGCAACUCUCAGGUGGCGGACCACACAGCCCAAUCGCGAUCGCGCUUCCUUCCCCUUGUCGCCCCAGAAGCGGAGAUCCAGGGGGACGCUGAAAAACAGACAGACAUGACCGGGGAUAGCGCGCGUCAAGCGGAGGACCUCCGAGUAAAUGCCGCCCCACAGCAGGCUAAGGAGAAACGCAUGCCGGCGGAGCUUCGCAAGAAUGGGGAAGGGCAGUCUGGAGCUAAAGUGCGAAACCAGAGAAGACCGAAUGUUGUUGCUAAUGAGAAGCAGGUCACGAACCAGCCAGGGGCAAAGCAGCCAACGACGGCGGCAGUGGAAUCAAGGCAGGAAUCACGUGGUGCGUUACGAGUUGGGGCGAGGCGAGCAGCCGAGGAGGAUGAGCAUGUAGUGGUGAGAGGGGAACAGGGUGGCGCGAUUAUCCAAACCGAACGUAUCUAUUCCGAGCAGAUGAUUAGCGCAAGCCCCAUGCAAGCGCUGGAAGAUGUGGGGGAGCACCACAAUGACAAGCCUUACCACCUAGAUGACGACGGGGAUGAAAUGAUGGCGGAUGAAGUCUCAUUUGGAAUUGCCAGGGCGCCGGCGGGAGGGAUUUCCACCUCGUCCUCAAACUUCUGCUCAAGUCUCACCGGCCUAGUUACGGAGACCGGAGAGGCACCGUGGUCUUUAGCAGUUGUGUAUGGCAGUCCGACUCACCACCUACGGCGACGGCUCUGGAGUGAGUUACGGGCUCACAAGCGGGGCAUUAGUGGACCUUGGCUUUUGGCAGGGGACUUCAAUGCUGUCACAAGCGAGGGAGAAACUUGCAACUACUCUGCGUAUUCCUCUCAGCGAAGUUCCGAUUUCGUGGAGUGGAUUCAUAGUGAAGGUCUUAUUGACAUGGGCUAUAGCGAAGACCGGCUGACAUGGAUGCGGGGGUCGGAGAAUGGGCUAGCUAAAGGGGCGAGGCUCGACAGGGCCUUAUGUAGUGUGGACUGGAGGCAGCGCUUCUCGGAAGCUUCAGUCCGUCACUUGCCACGAGUCUCGUCGGAUCACGCACCAAUUUUAAUUCAGACAGAGGGGAAGAUAGUUGGAGGCGCGGGGGGGGGGGGGGGGCAGUUUCGCUUCCAUGCAGCGUGGCUAACCAAUGAGUCGGUUGAUGAGGCCAUUCGGCGGUCGUGGAACUCCAGCACCGAUUGGCAAUCCAACAUCCAAAGGGCCCAAGAUGGGUUAACGUCGUGGAGCAGGGAGGCUUUUGGCAGUGUUGAGGGCCGGAAAAAGAUUCUUUUGGCUAGGAUAGGGGGCAUUCAGAGACAACAAGAUUUCUCCUAUCACAACGGGCUCCGGCAGUUGGAAAAGAAGCUAAGACAGGAACUAGACGAGGUGCUCUACCAAGAGGAGCUUAUGUGGUUCCAACGGUCUAGAGAGGAGUGGAUUGUGUCGGGAGACAGGAACACAAGAUACUACCACACAGCAACAAUGGUCCGAAAGGCGAGAAACAAAGUGCUGAGUUUAAAGGACGACAACGGCAACUGGAUCACUGAGGAUAUACUUUUGGGGCGGCACGUCCAAGAUUUUUACGCACAUCUCUUUCGAGCGGAGGGCGAGGGGGACAUGAUGGCGGCGAUCCGUGGCCGGUUUCCUAGGCUAGAGCAGAGGGACUGGCGGAUUUUCAAUAGAAGUGUGACCAAGGAAGAAUUUCGUAAAGCUGUCUUCGACAUGAGCCCCUGGAAGGCGCCGGGCCCCGAUGGCCUACAUGCAGCAUUCUAUCAGCAUGCGUGGGACGUUGUGGGGGACUCUAAAUUUGAACUAGUCAGGGAUGCGUUCACGACAGGGAGAAUUCCGGAGGGGGUAAAUGAUACUCUGCUAGUCCUGAUUCCAAAGGUCACGACACCGGAAACCGUGAAACAGUUCAGGCCUAUCAGCUUGUGCAAUGUGUCUUAUAAAGUGAUCACUAAGACGAUAACCAAUAGGCUCAAAUUUAUCCUUCUGAAGAUUAUUGGGCCGUUCCAGAGCUCCUUUGUCCCGGGACGGCAAAUCACGGAUAACAUCUUGGUGUAUCAAGAAGUCAUGCACUCUAUGCGUAUCAAGAAAGGAAAAUCUAGGAUCAUGGCCAUUAAGAUUGACCUAGAGAAAGCUUAUGAUAGAUUAUCUUGGGAUUUUAUUAACGAUACUCUUUGUGAUGCAGGGUUCAAUAAUGACUGGACACGGAUUAUCAUGGAGUGCGUCCGAUCUGCCAACAUGCAAAUCUUAUGGAAUGGGACGAGGAUGGAAAGUUUUAAGCCAGGACGGGGAAUCAGGCAAGGAGAUGCCAGGUCACCGGCGUUGUUCGUUCUGUGCAUGGAGCGGCUUAGUCAGAGCAUUUCGCAGGAAGUUAGCCGGGGUACGUGGAAGGGCAUCCAGCUGUUUGCCUCGGGCCCGACUCUCUCGCACCUUUGCUUUGCGGACGACAUGGUGCUUUUCACUGAAGCAUCUAUGGAGCAGGUGGCGGUCAUCAGGCGCUGUUUUGAUCACUUUUGUGAGGCAUCCGGGCAACGACUCAGCUUGGGAAAGUCACAGGUGUUCUUUUCCAAAAACACCCCGUCUGAGCUUAAAGAGGCCAUUUCUCUGGAAUUAAGGAUACCGAGCACCACGGACCUUGGACGGUAUUUGGGCGUACCCUCUUUGCAUGGCCGAGUAACGAGUGCUACUUUCUCGGGUUUGCUAGACCGUGUGAGGGGUAGGCUUGACGGAUGGAGAAGCAAAACAUUAUCUCUUGCUGGGCGAAUUACACUGGCCAAGGCUGCGCUUCUGCCCAAGGAAGUUUGCCUCAAGAUUGAAGCCAUGGUCAGAUUCUUCAUUUGGGGUGGAGUCGGCGACGCAAGAAAGCCUAGCUUGGUAAGCUGGGACGUUGUCACGAAAUGCAAGCAGGAGGGUGGACUGGGAAUUCGGCGAAUGCAGGACGUCAACACAGCCUUCUUGGCCAAGUUGGGGUGGCGUAUGAGGACUGAGCAAGACAGACUCUGGAUUAGAGUCUUGAUGGCGAAGUACCCGGCAAUGAAUAGUCGAGAGCUGAGGGAUCUCAAGAGGCCAUCAUCGAACGCGUGGAAAGGGAUUUGUGCCACGUCGAGCUUCGUGGAGCAGGGGUUGAAAAGGGUUGUUCGCAACGGUCAAGAGACUCAGUUCUGGAUGGACAACUGGAUCCAUGGAGGCCGACUUUACGAGCACAUGAAGAGACCGAUCAGCCUCCCAGAGCUUUACAGUACAGUUGCAGAUUACUGGGAAUAUGGAAGGGGAUGGAAGUGGGAGCGUUUUGACGAUAUUCUAGACGACAACUGGAAGGCAAAGAUCCAUGCGUUCUCAGUGCUAGAAGAUGCUGAUGCUAGAGAUGAGUGGGGAUGGGGUCUCGAGAUUCACUAUCAGCUCAGCGUAUAG